AAGGGGAGUUUCCAGGAAGUGGCCAUAUUGGAUCCAUUCAGCCGCAGCCGCCCGGGCGGAGCGCGUCCCGCAGCCGGCUUGUCCCCGUCGCGGCCCCGGCGCUCGCUCCAGUCCGCCCGCCCGGUGCGGAGCUCACCAUGGCGGCCACUGACCUGGAACGCUUCUCGCAGAAUGCAGAUCCAGAGCCCCGGAACCUUUCUCUGGGUGGUCAUGUGGGCUUUGACAGCCUCCCUGAUCAGCUGGUCAGCAAGUCCGUCACUCAGGGCUUCAGCUUCAACAUUCUCUGUGUAGGGGAGACAGGCAUUGGCAAGUCCACACUGAUGAACACACUUUUCAAUACAACCUUCGAGACUGAAGAAGCCAGUCACCAUGAGGAGUGUGUGCGCCUGCGGCCUCAGACCUAUGACCUCCAAGAAAGCAACGUGCAGCUCAAGCUGACCAUCGUGGAUGCUGUGGGCUUCGGGGAUCAGAUCAAUAAAGAUGAGAGUUACAGGCCUAUAGUCGACUACAUCGAUGCGCAGUUUGAAAACUAUUUACAAGAGGAGCUGAAGAUCCGCCGCUCCCUCUUUGACUACCAUGACACGAGGAUUCAUGUUUGCUUGUACUUCAUCACACCCACGGGGCACUCCCUGAAGUCCUUGGAUCUGGUGACCAUGAAGAAACUAGACAGCAAGGUGAACAUAAUUCCCAUCAUUGCCAAGGCUGAUACCAUCUCCAAGAGUGAGCUCCACAAGUUCAAGAUCAAGAUCAUGGGAGAGCUGGUCAGCAAUGGAGUCCAGAUCUACCAGUUUCCCACUGAUGAUGAGGCUGUUGCAGAGAUUAAUGCAGUCAUGAAUGCUCACCUGCCCUUUGCUGUGGUGGGCAGCACCGAGGAGGUGAAGGUGGGGAACAAGCUGGUCCGAGCACGGCAGUACCCUUGGGGUGUGGUGCAGGUGGAGAAUGAGAAUCAUUGUGACUUCGUGAAGCUAAGAGAGAUGUUGAUCCGGGUGAACAUGGAGGACCUCCGUGAGCAGACCCACAGUCGGCACUACGAGCUCUACCGGCGCUGCAAGUUGGAGGAGAUGGGUUUCCAGGACAGUGAUGGUGACAGCCAACCCUUCAGCCUACAAGAAACAUAUGAGGCCAAGAGGAAGGAGUUCCUGAGUGAACUGCAGAGAAAGGAGGAAGAAAUGAGGCAGAUGUUUGUCAACAAAGUGAAGGAGACAGAGCUGGAGUUGAAGGAGAAGGAAAGGGAGCUCCAUGAGAAGUUCGAGCACCUGAAGCGGAUCCACCAGGAGGAGAAGCGCAAGGUGGAGGAAAAGCGCCGGGAACUGGAGGAGGAGACCAAUGCCUUCAACUGCAGGAAGGCUGCCAUGGAGGCCCUGCAGUCCCAGGCCUUGCAUGCCACUUCGCAGCAGCCCCUGAGGAAGGACAAGGACAAGAAGAAUUAACGCACGCACAGACUUACAUGUCAAGAGCGGACUUUAGACUUUCAUGUGUUAAGUUGCUUGAGUUACACCUUGUGACCCUUCUCCCAUAACAUGGUGUGAGGACGGACUGGGAGCCGGUACAGACUCCAGUGUUUACAGCCUUGCUUUGCCCCCACCCCAACCUGGCCCCAGGCUGGCCACCCUGGGGCCUGGCCUGUUGCUCCUAUCUAUGCAACUACGUAAAAGCCAUGAAUGCUGGAAUCCAAAACUGAUGAGGUUUAUUUUUUUCAGAGCCAGUGGCUGGUCUUCCAUUUACAGUGUCACUAUUCCUUGAUGGAGCAGUUAUGUGUCGCUCUAGUGAAGGCCCCUGCUGGCGAUGCUAGGCCUAACUGUUCAGCGUCAAGAUGGCAGCUCACGCGGUGCCUAGGUGUGGCCUGUGGUCUGGUAUACAUGCUGCAAAAUUUGCCUGAUUCCCUUUCAUUUUAAUUUUUCUAACCUAGAGUUUAAUUUCAAUAAUAACUUUGAAACACUUCUAAAUUUUUAUUUUGGCACCAGAGUAAAGACAAAUAAUAUCCUCUCCCAUUAUUUUCAUAAGUAACACAGACUCCCUGGUUUUUUAAAACUAAAAAUAUCUCUAAACCUUCUUAUGUACAAAGUACCCCUAUAAUAUAAAGGGAGAGGCGGGUAAUAAACAUCCUGUAAUGACA
Molecule: messenger RNA, 2116 nt
Organism: Sciurus carolinensis (gray squirrel)
Lineage: Eukaryota; Metazoa; Chordata; Mammalia; Rodentia; Sciuridae
Gene: Septin8
Product: septin 8
Exons: 10
Coding region: 138-1430 (430 amino acids)
Biological process (GO): cytoskeleton-dependent cytokinesis
Cellular component (GO): microtubule cytoskeleton; septin complex; cell division site
Molecular function (GO): GTPase activity; molecular adaptor activity; GTP binding
Source: RefSeq, a predicted model, not a curated record